This is a messenger RNA of Coniophora puteana RWD-64-598 SS2, 303 nucleotides long. RefSeq lists its product as uncharacterized. NCBI's taxonomy places the organism in Eukaryota, Fungi, Basidiomycota, Agaricomycetes, Boletales, Coniophoraceae. The transcript is spliced from 3 exons. The record is from RefSeq and is a predicted model, not a curated record. Bases 1 to 303 code for a protein of 100 amino acids.
AUGAAGAUAUCGGCCAAAGAGCAGGCGUUAUACCAAGCACAACUACUCUUCCAUUGCCUUCUACGACAGUUGAUGAUUGCUAUCAAACUAGCAACGGCGCAGGGCAACAGGUAUCUGAGAGGAGGAGGCACAAGCACCGUGCUUCGCCUGGAGAAUACCACUGGUUUGAAUCGGAAUCAAAGUGCCUGCUCGAUAACCCUCCAGUUCCCAAGGACGUCCAAGAGGGUGAUUUCUACGUCCAUUGCGCAGGAGAAGAGUACCAAGUCUGGCUUUGGACGGCUGAGCAUGUUUGGGUUCAAGUAG